This is a messenger RNA of Coturnix japonica (Japanese quail), 711 nucleotides long. NCBI's taxonomy places the organism in Eukaryota, Metazoa, Chordata, Aves, Galliformes, Phasianidae. The record is from RefSeq and is a predicted model, not a curated record.
AUGGAGACCCUGCAGUUUGCCAACACACCCAUUUCCUCCCCCAUUACUGUGAAGGUGCUGAAUAUCUUCAGGAAUGCAAUGCACCAUCUGGGGAAGAGGCACGCCAGUCCCUUUGCUCUGGAGCUGGCUGAGAAGAUCCUGCCUCUUUUUAAUCACGCAUCAUCUGAAGUGCGAGAAGGUUCCAUCCGCCUCUUCAAGGAUGUGAUGGAUGCUGUGGUGUGGCUUAAGAAGAGAAGCAUGAAGAAGACCGUGCGCAGGGGCCUGCUCCCUCUGCUCUUUCAGAUGAGUGACGAGACCCCGAGUGUAGCACAGGCAUCUGGGGAAGCCCUUGUGUCCUGUGCAAAGUUCCUGAAGUGGAAGGAGCUCAAGCAGCAGGCCCAGCAGAAGAACACAGUGGGGAUCAUGAAGUGUUUGCUGCAGCAGGACAGAAAGGGAGUGGAAGGCUACCUGCAGCAGAGCCUGCCAUACCUGGAGGAUUCUCAGGCCUCCUUGCGAUGCGAGGCUGUCAGAUUCAUUGGGCUGAUUGGGAAGCACGCCAGGGAGCAGAGUGAGGAGAUGCUGAAUGAACUCUGCAGUGCCCUUCAGCCUUUGGAAGAUGACCCCCAUCUGACAGUCCGUUCUGUGGCAUCUGAGACAAUCCAAAGGCAGAAUGCAGCAUCAGCACAGAGCAGGCUCGCAGCACUUUGUUUCUGGUUAUGCGAAGUCUUCUGA